Hyalella azteca is the source of this 2628-nucleotide messenger RNA. RefSeq names its product protein twist-like. Gene Ontology annotation, biological process: regulation of transcription by RNA polymerase II; developmental process. Gene Ontology annotation, molecular function: DNA-binding transcription factor activity, RNA polymerase II-specific; protein dimerization activity; RNA polymerase II transcription regulatory region sequence-specific DNA binding. Bases 570 to 1631 code for a protein of 353 amino acids. The record is from RefSeq and is a predicted model, not a curated record. NCBI's taxonomy places the organism in Eukaryota, Metazoa, Arthropoda, Malacostraca, Amphipoda, Hyalellidae. The transcript has 2 exons.
ACCAGCGUGACCGCGUGCGAGCCACGAACGUGAGCUGAAACACGCAUACGUGAUCAGAUUACAACUGUGGCCGUGCGUGCUACGUAUUCGUGAUCCGACGACUGGAGUGGCUACGUGCGAGUCACGAACGUGAACUGGUCGUGCUAUUAUCUUGCUUGAAUUUCCCUACCGUCGGACAUUGCUCCAACCUAUAUUUUAAACUGUGAUUUUUAUGAAUCCAUGCAAUUUUCCCAGUGCUCUAAAUUACCUUUCAUUUCACCCGCCAGUGCAUUUUUAUCUCUAACUAAUUAUCGCUUAAUCGGUUUGAACGUUAUUGUGAGGACGGAUUGCACAAAAACUUUACUCUCUCUACUCAAGUUUGUCACAACUGUAAAUUGCAUCAUUAAUCACCUCGCAGGCUUUAUUCCAUUAAUAGAUCAGUCAUCUAAAUCAAAAGUUAUCUCCAGUGAUUGCUCCAUGUAGGCUGCUUGCCACGGAUCAUCAAAAUAACACUGUCAACGCCAGAAAUUUUUCCAAAUAAACUAAGCGAUCAAUUUCAAGAAAUUAUUUAACACUUUCAUACCGUCACAAUGAGCAUCGUUGGAGGGUUUUCGAUGCCUCAAAACUUCAACCAUCAUUUGUCUGCAUCCCCGGCUUCCCUUUACCAACAUCACGGAUACUAUGGCCACGCAAGUCCCCCGAACCAACUUUACCAUGGCUGGGGCUACUCACCUAUCAACAACCACAACUCUUAUGGUACCACAGGGGGUACAGUAGGCAUGGGUACCAACGGGUACUGUGGUCAAGACAUGACCAUGGAGUAUUCAUCAUCUGGUAUGGACAGAAGCUCUGGUCUCAUGACUGGACUCAUGAACGGUGGACCAGUGGGUAAUAUGUUGGAUUACCAUCAUCAUCACCUGCACCACCACCAUGACUAUAUCGAGGUGGUUGACUCAUGUGGCAGGAUUGUCAAGCGGAGGUCUUCUGCGAACAAGAAAGAGCGACGCAGAACCCAAAGUAUCAACAACGCCUUCGCGGAACUGCGGGACUGUAUCCCUAAUGUCCCCCCGGACACAAAACUUUCCAAGAUCAAGACCCUGAGGUUAGCCACCUCUUACAUUGACUACCUUAUGGCCCUUCUGCAUUCUUCGUCUUCCUCCACCGCAUCGUCUUCAUCAUCAUCAUCGUCGUCUUCUUCUUCAACUUCUUCGUUAGUAUCCACAUCAUCCACGUCAGUCACAACCACUCCUCCGACCACUCCUCCAUCUGUAUCCAGCGUCCCUCAUCUCCCCGCAUUAUCCAAUUCCUCGAAUGUCUCUGCGUCGACCCCGCCGCCAGCCUCGACCAGCGGGGAGUGUAUGACACUCCAGCACCUACCACACAACCGAUUACCUCAGCAGCAGCACCAUCACCACCAGCAACAAGUUACUGUCAAUAACAGUGAAUAUCUCGCCGAAUAUCCUUCGAGAUUAACAUUCAGUGGGGAGAAUAACAUUGCAAACAUUAACCAUGGCAGCAACAUCUCGGAUGAGCACCAGCAGCACAAUGCGCCUGCACUCAAGGGCGCUGGCGAGGGCGACGCUGCGGGCAAGAAGUGCAGGACAGGCUGGCCUGAGGCGGUCUGGGCCAACGAGCUCAAGAAGGAGAAGUGAUCUCCUCCGCUGCAACACACACGGCUCCUGCCUUGUGACUAAAUGAACUCGUCUAAGUACACGUAGCGGCUCAAGUGCACUUAACGGCCCAAGUACACGUAAUGGCCCAAGUACACGUAGCGGCCCAGGUACACUUAGCGGCUUAGGUACGCGCAUCGAUUUGUCUUUUAUGAUUGGUGGAUUUAAAAAAGCCGUCAGUGAUUGCAUGACAGAGUUACGAACUCGCAACUAAUUUUGACAGUACGGCCCCAAGAAGUCGAUUGAGAAUAUGGAAAUGUGCAAAACUGUUCUUCAAGCCGAGCGUUUCUGCGACCGUUGUCGUAAUCAUGAACAUAAAUUCUAAGAGCAAAAUUAAGUAUUUUCUGUUAAAAGAAAUUGCGACUAUCUUAGUUGCAAAGAAAUUAAUUAAAAAUAAGCAAAAGUGAGAAUUAAUGGCUUUUUAAUGUCAUUCUUUAAGCUUUCAUUAUUCUUUUCAUGACAAUUUACGGAAAACCAAGCAACUAAUACCUCAUUUUUAGUUUAUCGUUUAAUCUUGGCGAAAUAAUUUAAUUGAUUAAUUCAAUUUUUUCUCUAAUUAUUUCCUUGGAGACUUAUCCCAGCCGAGCUUAUUAUAACAUAAAUAGCAAUUUGUUACACUAGGAUGUAUACGUACAUUGAGCUGGAUGAUCGACAUGAAUUUAUAACUAAUAAUUAAAAGUCGAUUUUAAUAUUGCAUGUAUUCUUGGUGUUUGCUUCAAUUGAUCUCAUUCGUUCUUUAUUGUACAUACCUACGAUGCAAGCGUUAACUGCUUUUGCCCCCUUCUCAAAUUCGCGAACAUUUGCAUUUUCAAAUUAUAUUAUGAAGAUAAACAGCAAAAUAUUGUAUGACGAUAUUAUUCCAGGAGCUCUGGAAGGAUAUUGACCAAGGAUUAUCAAUUAAGUCUCUCUUUUAUUCUCCUUAAAACUUGUUAAUAAUAUGAAAAUCCAAUUAUUAUCUGUGCAAAUUUUUUGUAUAUAA